Molecule: messenger RNA, 1371 nt
Organism: Paramisgurnus dabryanus
Lineage: Eukaryota; Metazoa; Chordata; Actinopteri; Cypriniformes; Cobitidae
Gene: ognb
Product: osteoglycin, paralog b
Biological process (GO): articular cartilage development; bone development
Cellular component (GO): extracellular matrix
Molecular function (GO): protein binding
Source: RefSeq, a predicted model, not a curated record
CAUGACUUGUUUUGUAAUGGUUCACCCCAGAGAAGCACUUAAAAGUCUCGAUUUGUCUGUACUUCCACACUGCUCUGCCCCUCUCUCCACUUCACACAGUGGUCAAGGGCGACAACCGUUUCUCCUCACAAGAUGAUGUAUCUGAGGAUUCUGCUGUUUUUCUUUACUGUAACAUGGAUGUUUUGUGAAACGGCAAGAAAUGAUAAAGUGGUGCUUAGAAACAGAGAGGAUCAUGAAGAAUUAGUCUUAGAGCAAAACACUUUUAUGGAGCAAAGGAAACCAAAGAAAAAGGUCAUUCCUACACCAGACUAUGCAAAUCUAGAUGAUACAACUGACCGGCCAAAAGCUGAAAAACCAGGAGCAGACAGUAAAGAUGAUAAAGAACUUCCUACCUGUUUGAUGUGUGUGUGUCUCACUGGAUCAGUAUACUGUGAGGAUGUUUCCCCAGACAUGACAACAGUUCCACCUCUGCCAAAGGAAACUGCUUACCUCUAUGCACGCUUCAACAAAAUCACUAAAAUAACCGGCAAAGACUUUGGUGAUAUUGUAACAUUGAAAAGAAUUGACCUAUCUGGCAAUCUGAUCUCAGAAAUAGAGGAUGGAGCCUUUUCGAAACUCACUCAACUGGAGGAACUUUCAUUAGCUGAGAACAAGCUGGUCAAACUGCCAAUGUUGCCGCCAAAACUUGUGUCUCUCAAUGUCAAUCAUAAUCUACUCAAAACCAAAGGAAUAAAAGCAAACAGUUUCAAGAAACUCAACAAGUUGGCUUAUCUUUACCUUGGAGAUAAUGCGCUGGAUUUCAUUCCACCCAUGCCUGAAAGCCUGCGUGUAGUUCAUCUACAGAACAACAAUAUAACAACACUUACCGAUGAGACUUUCUGCAGAGGAAACACCACACAUUAUAUUAGGCACAACAUAAUUGAGAUUCGACUUGAUGGCAAUCCUCUAAUGCUGGCCCAGUAUCCCAACAGUUUCAUCUGUCUGAGAUCUCUACCCAUUGGAAACUAUAAGUGAUAAGCAGGAUGAAAACGUUAAUGUUCAUGGUCAAACUAAGCGAUGACAUAGUUUUGAUGUUAGACAGCAGCACAAUCCCAAAGAUUUCACAGCUUUUAUACAGAAUUUUGAUAGAACAGAACUUUUAAUAGUUUUGACUGCUUUAAGCAUUUAUGUGCAAAAGACACAUUUAUAUAUGCAAUGACAACUGUUUGCUUGACUUGAAAGUGUAAUCAUUUUGAUAUAUUGUUUUGUUAUGUUUUACUACAAGUAUGUACUGUAGAAACGGCAUAAAACCGAAACAAGAAAAUGUUUAGAAAUCAAGACAGAAGUGUUAUUAAAAUAAUUUCUGAUUAAUAAAUAGACAUUGGUCUGCAA